Messenger RNA from Chanos chanos (milkfish), 2185 nucleotides. RefSeq names its product succinyl-CoA:3-ketoacid coenzyme A transferase 1, mitochondrial. The record is from RefSeq and is a predicted model, not a curated record. The coding region runs from base 128 to 1708 and encodes 526 amino acids. Gene Ontology annotation, molecular function: succinyl-CoA:3-oxo-acid CoA-transferase activity. NCBI's taxonomy places the organism in Eukaryota, Metazoa, Chordata, Actinopteri, Gonorynchiformes, Chanidae. The transcript has 17 exons. Gene Ontology annotation, cellular component: mitochondrion. Gene Ontology annotation, biological process: ketone body catabolic process.
CCAUCUAUCCCUCAAUCAUCUGGGACUUUAGCCUUCUGCACUCUGUCCCCUCUGAGAGUGAGGCUUACAGGUUUAAGUAGAAAGUUGACAGGUUAUUUCUGCCUUUAAAGUCACUUUCUCUCUUGAAAUGUUAUUCCACAGAGUGUUAUUUAGGUCAGCCGCACUUCUCAAAGGCACAUCCUUACGACUGAGACCAAAUGGGAAUACAUGUACUGAAUAUGGCAAGACAUGUAGAGGCUGUUUCUUCUCCACUUCCCAAUCCAGAGGAGCUCAGUUCCUCUCUGACCCUACAGAAGCAGUUAGAGACAUCCAAGAUGGCUCUACAUUGUUAGUAGGAGGUUUUGGUUUGUGUGGGAUCCCGGAAAAUCUAAUCCACAGCCUGUUGGAAACAGGAGUGAAAAACAUUACAGCCGUCAGCAACAAUGCUGGAGUGGAUAACUUUGGCCUGGGAUUGCUCCUGAAAACCAAGCAGAUUAAACGCAUGAUAUCGUCUUAUGUGGGAGAGAAUGUGGAGUUUGAGAGGCAGUACUUGUCAGGAGAGCUGGAGGUGGAGCUAACACCUCAGGGUACUUUGGCAGAGAGGAUACGAGCAGGUGGCGCCGGAAUCCCCGCUUUCUUUACUGCCACAGGCUACGGCACACUCAUCCAGGACGGCGGGACCCCCAUUAAGUACAAUAAAGAUGGCACCGUAGCCAUUGCCAGUCAGAGGAAAGAGGUUCGGGAGUUCAAUGGCAGGCACUAUGUUAUGGAAAAAGCCAUCACAGGUGACUUUGCUUUAGUCAAGGCCUGGAAGUGUGACAAGGCUGGAAACCUUGUUUUCAGGAAAACAACACGAAACUUCAAUCAGCCCAUGUGCAAAGCAGGGAAGAUUACAGUCGUGGAGGUUGAGGAGAUUGUGGAUGUUGGUAGUUUUGCUGCGGAGGACAUCCACGUUCCCAGUAUCUAUGUGGACCGGAUCGUCAAAGGGGCCAGCUAUGAGAAGAGGAUAGAGAAAAGGAUUGUGCGAACUGACCAUAUGGAACAGCCCCAAAACACAAAGGGGCCUGACGUGACCCGGGAGCGGAUCAUUCGGCGAGCGGCCCUGGAGUUUGCUGACGGGAUGUAUGCAAAUCUUGGAAUUGGAAUCCCAAUGCUGGCCAGUAAUUACAUCAGCCCACAUAUCACAGUCCACUUACAGAGUGAGAAUGGCAUUUUGGGAUUGGGCCCUUAUCCAAAAGAAAGUGAAGUGGAUCCAGAUCUUAUCAAUGCAGGUAAAGAGACGGUCACUGUUCUGCCUGGGGCCGCGUACUUCUCCAGUGACGAGUCUUUCGCUAUGAUCAGAGGAGGUCACAUUGACUUAACCAUGUUGGGUGCUAUGCAGGUUUCUAAGUAUGGAGACCUGGCUAACUGGAUGAUCCCAGGUAAAAUGGUGAAGGGCAUGGGAGGGGCUAUGGACCUUGUCUCCAGUGCCGACACCAAAGUGGUGGUCACCAUGGAACAUUCUGCUAAGGGAGGGAAGCCCAAAAUCUUAGAAAAGUGCACUCUGCCAUUGACGGGGAAACAGUGUGUGGAUCGUAUUAUCACUGAGAAGGCUGUGUUUGAUGUGGACAAGAGGAAGGGGCUGACACUCAUAGAGAUCUGGGAGGGACUGCGUGUAGAGGAUAUUAGAGCAUGCACGGGCACUGAGUUUGCGGUGUCUGAGGACUUAAAACCAAUGCAGCAAAUAUGACGUGUUAAGCAGAGGAAUGUUUAGAAGCACAUGGUCAGUUUUCACACCACUUCCUCUUGCAUUGGAGCCCAUGACCACUGAGUGGUCAAAAGCAUAGGACAUCUUUAACAUUGGAAACGCAUGCAGAGAUUUGGUGUAAUUUUAGACGUUACCAAAUUUUAAAUAUCUGUGAGAUUUUGCUGUCUGCUGAAACACUUCAAUUCUUUUGAGAGUAUAUGCAUUAAUAAAUAUCAAAACUUCCCUUAUCAUCACUUCCCUCAUGAUGAAAAAAAAUACUUUAAAUAACGAAUUCAUAAAUAAACUGGAUAUAUUUUAUAAUGAUAACAACUGUGGAAUUGAAUUUGCCAGUGGACAAAAUGUAACGUGUGUUGUUAUUUUGUCGAGGAGGAGUAAUCUGUGGGUAUGAGAAAAUGAGAGUGUUGUGUUAUGUACAACUACAAAAUGACACAAAUAAACAAACAAAUAAAUGACAUAGAA